AUGUCCACAGCACAGAGUCCAGGCCCCCGGGGGUCCACCGGGGAGAGGAGCCACGGUCACGUUGAUCUGGUGCCGCUCACCGCCAACUUCACCAAGAUGCUGACAAAAGGCAGCGCUCGCUUCGGCGCCCUGAGUCACCACUCCUUCUUUUCCCGCCACAACCCUCACCCAAACAGGGUGAAGCACAUUCAAGGACUUAAUGGAAGGCCCAUUUGCACGGUGAGGGAUGAUUGGUUCGUCACCUCAUCUUUAUUUCCUCAUCCACUUCUCAAGGGCCACACGCUCAGGAAAGCCGCGGCGCCGGCCUUUGCCUUCCCUUAUGUUCAAACUCUGCACGGAGUGAGCGGAAACCAAAGCAAAUCAGCGCUGUUUUCAGAGGCCUGGAGGGAUGAGCUCAAGGAGCUGGUUGCAAAAGUCAAUCUGUCUUCUCAGGCACAAAAAGACAAAAAAGAGGAAACACAGGAGGAUGGAUUUGUCCGUCGACAGACGCAAUAUUCAGCAGAAACGGGGAGGAUUAUUCCUCCAUCCAGCAAGUCUUAUCACCGCAAAUCCUAUUCGCAGCAUCUGAAGUACCCUCAACCUUUCCGGGAUCAAGAACUGACGGUUUUGGAGGUUCUCUGUCAGAUCCUGCAGACAGACUCCCUGUCCACAGUCCAGCAGUGGCUUCUGCUGGCAGGACAAAGAGAGAAAGAUCUGGUGAUGGGGAUGAUCAGGCAAGCUCUGGGUGGCGUCGAUCUCUCAGGUCGUGACCUCCAGCACUUUCAGCCUUAUCGUGCCGGCGCAUCUGCUCCAGUGUGCGGUUCAUCCUUUGAGCAACCAUGGAGAAAAACAAGGAAAACAAGGUCAAGAUGA
Salarias fasciatus (jewelled blenny) is the source of this 852-nucleotide messenger RNA. It is a transcript of the gene tbata, whose product is annotated as thymus, brain and testes associated. The transcript has 6 exons. Bases 1 to 852 code for a protein of 283 amino acids. The record is from RefSeq and is a predicted model, not a curated record. NCBI's taxonomy places the organism in Eukaryota, Metazoa, Chordata, Actinopteri, Blenniiformes, Blenniidae.